This is a messenger RNA of Rosa rugosa (rugosa rose), 943 nucleotides long. RefSeq lists its product as uncharacterized. The transcript has 3 exons. The coding region runs from base 90 to 512 and encodes 140 amino acids. Lineage: Eukaryota; Viridiplantae; Streptophyta; Magnoliopsida; Rosales; Rosaceae. The record is from RefSeq and is a predicted model, not a curated record.
UCAACAUCUGGAUUAUCUGUUCGUUCGCGAAGAUGCUUCUUCGUCCUUGAGACCUUCGUCGAUGACAACGGCAGCGGCCACGGUGAACAAUGGCGGAGCUGGAAGUUCCGAGAGGCAACAACUCCAUCCCGCUAGGUAAACGACGUCGUCUGUUCGAUCCAAGCCGGCGUCUUCCUGGACUUCAUGAUCAUCCCGGAGCACGUGUUCGAGAUCCUCUCCUCCGAUUGGAGCAAGUACGACGUUGCAUCAUCGCCACCGCCUCCGUCGUCAAAUCGAUCAAGGACAUAAAAGGAGCUGCCUUCUUCGCUGCCCACGAGCUCCAAGAACUACUGGGAAGUUGUUUAGUUAUGGUAAGCCAAGAAGCGAGCCAAGCUAGAUUUCGAGUAUUGAAACAUGAAAAUGGGAUUGAUGGGAGCGCCACCAUAAUUUCAACCUCUUCAGGAUUGCCAGAUCAGAUGUGCACGAAGUUGAGGGAGAUCAAUGAGUUGGUCCAGACUAGGAAAUUCAAGUGAUCAAGGAGCCCAGGAUUGUGUGGACCAAUUUUGCGCAGUUGAAGAAUAACAGUAAGCCCCGGAAUUUGGAGUCUUUUUUUGUAAAACUUCUUCUGACAGAUCAUAAGUGUGCAGAGAGUUUCUAGGAAUAGUGGGUUUUCUGGGAUUCUAUUUAACAAUGACCCUGAUCAAAUGCUUUGAAUCUGAGGGUACCAAACAGAAAGAAGGUAGUUUGGUGUAGUUUCUGUAACAUACUUGUCUUGUGCUCUUGUGUAGUUUGGUGCUAUAUUUCGACUUUGCAUCAAGAUAUUGAAGUCUCUACUCUUCAUAAAUGAAUUUCUUGACAUACACUGUACUUUGAUCUUAGGCAUCAGUAUCACUACUCUUCUUCCUGAAGGUGCUUUCACAUUUAAGAUCUCUUUUUUUUUUUUCCCUCCUUUAAUUCGUUUCCU